UUACUGGACCGUGUGGCUCCGUGGAAGACUUUAAGUGGAUCUUUUUUGUGUGUGUGUGCGGGGAUUUCGUCAGUGACGUCACCAUGACUCUGGAGGACGUCUCCGUCAGCAGCGACAAGAUGGAGCAGCUGGGGCGCGCGCUUGAGGAGGUCCUGGUGUCGGCCCGGCUGCGCGAGUCUCUCACCGUGGGCGUGUACGAGUCCGCCAAGCUCAUGAACGCGGACCCAGACAGCGUGCGUCUGUGCGUGCUGGCGGCCGACGUGGAGGACGAGGAUGACGUCGCUCUCCAGAUCCACUUCACGCUGCUCCAGGCCUUCUGUCGCGACUAUGACGUCAACAUGGUGCGCUUGGCGGGGGUCACGCGCCUCGCGCAGCUGAUCGACGACGACGACAGCGAGCCUCGCGACCUGCACUGCAUCCUGGUCACGAGCCCACCCAUGCAGCCGCUGGAGUGCCCCGCCCUCCGUGACGUCAUCAGCUUUUGCGAGGAUAGCCGCGGCAAAAACCAGUGGGUCCCCCGGGUCGACCUGAUGGACCGCUGAACCGGGCCCCAUCACACCGCCAAGAGGCGGGGCCAAACGAUCCAGACCAAGAAAGAGGCGGAGCUCACGCUCGCCGUCCGCCAGGUUUUCGGAGGUCCGACAGCGAUGCUUCGUGUCCUGCGUGGCGACUCGAGUGACGCCGGAUGGACAGAUCAUGUGACUGACGUGUCGGGCGACUUGAUGCUAAGCUAACAAGCUCACACAACAAGACACGCCUCCUUGGGGAGGGCGUGGCGACAUGUUGGCGACAGUGUAGCGUACAUGUAAUGAGUUACACUGCUUUCAAGUAGUCGGAUUACAUUAUUCUAAUGUAAAAUAAAAUAUAGUGUUU
Messenger RNA from Entelurus aequoreus (snake pipefish), 873 nucleotides. Its product is annotated as growth arrest and DNA damage-inducible protein GADD45 beta-like. The transcript is spliced from 4 exons. Gene Ontology annotation, biological process: regulation of cell cycle. The record is from RefSeq and is a predicted model, not a curated record. NCBI's taxonomy places the organism in Eukaryota, Metazoa, Chordata, Actinopteri, Syngnathiformes, Syngnathidae. Gene Ontology annotation, cellular component: nucleus; cytoplasm. The coding region runs from base 84 to 542 and encodes 152 amino acids.